Messenger RNA from Seminavis robusta, 2559 nucleotides. The record is from the annotation of a GenBank genome assembly. Lineage: Eukaryota; Bacillariophyta; Bacillariophyceae; Naviculales; Naviculaceae.
AUGAAGUUUCGUGUUACGACCGCCGUGAUCCUCCUUUUGCUCUUCGAAGGGGCUACUAAGGUUCAUUCCGAGCAAGAGGUGUUGGUGGGCAUCGAGGACGCUGGAGAAUGUGACCCUGACGCACCUCCAAGUUACGACGGAAGCUGUAACAAUUUGAAGAACCCCCUAAAGGGCGCAGGAUACUCCGCUGAUAAAAAUCCAAAUGGCAUUCUCCUCCGUGAUGUGUCGAUGCGAGGAUACAUUAUGGAUGGUGAAAACAACUACAAAGAGCCUAGGGGAGAUAUCGACCCUCGGCUCGUUUCUGAUGCCAUCUUGAAGACCGAAAACGUUGAAUUCCCCGUUAAACACCAUGCCAACCUCAUGCAUACUUUCUUCGGACAGUUCAUCUCCCAUGACGUUGUAAGAACUGUUUUCCCGAAUUUCGAGCUGGAGGAGCAAAGCACCUUGCUCGACAUUCAACCUGAUCCGGACGCUCCCGAAUUUGUCCAUGCAGUCCAUAUAAAGCCAACUGACUCCACCACCAGUAGUGGAUACCGCGAACAAAGAAAUGGGGCUUCUUCGUUCCUUGAUCUCAAUCAUGUUUACGGCCUCGAUUCAACAGUAGCUGCCCUACUCCGAGAGUUCAAAAGGGGCCGACUGUUGGCAUCCAACGUGACAAAGGAGUUUACUUGGAUGCCCACCAAUCACCGAGACUUCCGGCUCUGUGACUGCGUCAAUACCACAGACGGCACCCCGUGGCAUCUCUUGAAGGAGGACCAUUCCAACGUCUAUGACAUACAUCGCGAGAGUUUGCGUGGUUUUACUCCUGAACCACUCGACGUUGAAAUGCGCCGACAAGGGAUACCACAGCCAUGUUUUUCAGCGGCUUCGUUCUGCAUUCCGCCGAAAGGACGGGCUUUCUUCCCCAAUCCGAGUUGUGAUGUAACUCCAAAUCUCCCAGUACCCCUGCCAAUGUGCAAUAGUUCUGUUACAUCCGAGGAGGACGAGGAUAUUAUUCUAAACCAGACGGAUGAGGGAGAAACUCCUCCCCUUAUUCCGGAAGCUCCAUUUCCAGGAGUCGCCAUUCCGGCACUCGUCUACGAUGACUGCGUUGAACCUGCAAGAAGAUUGGAAGAAGUGAUGUGUAUGGCCAGGACCGAGCCAAUUUACAACAAGGAAUCAAAAUGGGUUAUCCCGGAAGGUCGUGAGUGGCCACCGCGAGGUGAUGAAGUCCCAGAUCCGCCUUUUGAUGCGAUCCUGGCGGCUUCGCGGAACCUUGACGAGUUCUUCGUGGGGGGCGACGAUCGCAACAUUGAAAAUGCAGGCAUUUUCGUUUUGCACAAUAUGUUCUUCCGGGAACACAACUAUCAAGCUGGGUUAUUGGAAGAGGCGCACCCUGAUUGGAACGAUGAGCAGCUUUUCCAAGAAGCUCGACGCAGGGUUACUGCAGCGUAUCAUAAGAUGGUAUAUGAUGAAUGGUUGCCAGUUGUGUUGGGAGACAAGCUACAUGCCGCGUACAAUCUGUCCGCAGAUGCCUACAACUAUGACGAAGAUGUCGAUGCGUCCACCUCCAAUAUUAUGUCAACGGUGGCUUUGCGUUUUGGUCAUUCGACCGUUCCUGUAGAACUCUAUAUGCGCGAUCCCAAAACCCAUGAAAGGAUCCCACUCACCAAACUCCAAAGGCCGUACAAGUCGGUUGGACCCAGAGUGCCGAUUGAAGACGACUUUUUGUCCCUUCCAGUGUCUGGACAGGUUGGGCCAUUCCUGAGCACUGAAAUAUUUGCAUAUGCUGACGGCGAGGACACAGUCAUGGCCGCCAUGCUGUUUGAACAUGGAUACAAGGUUGAUGAAGAAGUAGCAGAUUCCGUUCGGAAUGUUGGACUGAUUUCAUCCUUUCUCGCCAAACCCUUCAUUGUGGACGUUCCAGUGCUCAACAUGAGACGUGGACGUAAUCAUGGCCUCCCAGGGUACGACACCGUCCGUAGUGCUUACCACCCCACUGGAUCGGUAUUUGCUUCCUCAGAAGGUGAGAACAACCCGGAUGGGGGAAAGUGCUUCGCUGCUGACGAUACCGGAACACCCGAUCCGCUUGAAUGUUUCAUGGUGUUUUGUCGCACACAAGAAAUUGCAGAAACCGUCCAGUCUAUCUACGGAAAGGUUGACCAUGUGGAUCCUUGGCUUGGCAUUCUAUUGGAAUCUGGCAAAGAGCACGUGGAGGGCGGAAUCUUGGGUCCCACAGCGGCCCACAUCCUUGCGGAACAAUUUGUUCGCACCCGCGACGGAGACAGAUUCUUCUAUCCCGAAGACUUGCGGUCCUUUGCGGCCGAAACAAAUUUACAGGCACUGAUUCAGCGCCACCACGGGGUCCAGGACGUGCCCGAGAACGUCUUUGUACCUUUUGCCAACACGGAUGGCAACAGCAACAACAACAACAACGCACCGUCGCCUGCUGUCACCAUCGCACCGUUGCCUGCUGUCACUGGCAAAGGAGAGGAGUCUUCGGUAGUGGGUGUCAUUGUUACUCCUACUUCACAUGUGAUUUGGGUGGUCUUUCUUUUGGUUUUAGCCAAUCUCAUUUAG